Molecule: messenger RNA, 1086 nt
Organism: Penicillium olsonii
Lineage: Eukaryota; Fungi; Ascomycota; Eurotiomycetes; Eurotiales; Aspergillaceae
Source: the annotation of a GenBank genome assembly
AUGACGACAAGCAACCUUCCCGCAACUCAGACAGCCAUUAUCCAGCACGAAAAUGGAGUCCUCAAAAUCACCCAUGGACUUCCGAUUCAAGACCUUGCCCCCCACCAGAUGUUGGUGAAAACCGCUGCAGUGGCUCUCAAUCCUUGCGAUUUCAAGAUGCCUUUGCGCUUUCCGACUGCCGGCCUCUGGGAUGGCUGUGAUUUUGCUGGAACCGUUGUCGCACUAGGGAGCGAGGCAGCUGCACAAGGACUGUUCCGUGUCGGGGACUUGGUAUUUGGUGCUGUUCAGGGAUCAAACCUCUCUGAUCCCAUGUCUGGGGCCUAUUGCGAGUACGUGCGGACGGAACCCAGUCUGGCGUUCCGAGUCCCCAAGGGAAUGGCUUUAGCCGAUGCUCCAUCCAUCUCGGGCACUGCCAUUGCCACCCUCGGCGUAGCACUCUUUUGGUCCCUGCAGUUGCCUGGGACCUUCGAAGGCCCAGCCGCCAAGGCGGAGGAUGUUCUCGUGUAUGGCGGAAGCAGCACUAUUGGACUUCUUGCGAUCCAGAUGGUUAAGCUAUGUGGCCAUCGCGUAAUCACCACAUGUUCACCUCACAAUUCGGACUUGGUGCGAUCAUACGGGGCAGAUCUGGUGUUCGACUACAACUCCCCCACGUGUGCAGAGGACAUCCGGGCAGCUACCAAGAACGUACUGCGAUUUGUCCUUGAUCCAUUCGCGGAGGCAAAGACAGUCCGACUAUGCCAUGCCGCGAUAGGCCGCACGGGGGGUAGAUACUGUGCUCUUGAGCAAUAUCAGGAGAGCCUCUGCACCCGGAAGACUGUCAAGCAUGAGUUGGUUAUGGGCGGAGCUAUAUCUGGACAAGGUGUUCAGCUCCCAGAGCCUUAUGGAAUUGCCCCUCGACCUGAAAUCGGGGUCUGGGCUCGUACUUGGUAUCGAAAGGUUCAAGAGCUCAUUGACGAAGGGAAGAUCAGGCCUUGCCCCAUGCAAGUUUUGACUGGCAGGUUUGAGGGCAUUCUGAAAGGACUCGAUUUGCUUCGAAAUGGGCAGGUUUCAGGUAAAAAGCUCGUCGUCCCUAUGGGUGAUUCCUAA